GAGGUCUUGAAUCAUGACUUGCCCUGUUCGCGCGCACAGUGGGCAGUUCUGCCAGGAUCAUUCGGACUAGGCAUAUUGUCUCUUCUAAGUAAACCGAGGAUUUUAACUGAGUAACACAGACUUGUUAAAUGAACUGGGAGUGGAGUGACAUAUAUUCCCAUCCAUUAUGGAUGUUAUCAACGGCGUUCUUGGCCAUAAUUGUGCGCUCGCAGCGGAAAGCACAGUGGAAUCCGCGCGCGUGUCCCGUGGAGUUAAAAGGGAAAACUGCGAUUAUCACUGGAGCAAAUACCGGGAUUGGGAAGUUCAUUGCCCUGGACUUUGCCCGUCGUGGGGCGCGGGUGAUCCUGGCGUGCCGGAGUGAGGCUCGUGGGACUGCAGCGCUGCAAGAAAUCAGAGACAGCACUGGGAACCAGAACGUGCAUCUGCGUCUGCUUGACACCUCUUCGCUCGAGUCUGUCCGAAAGUUUGCAGCACGGAUCUUGGAGGAAGAGAAGGAAUUGCACAUCCUGGUCAAUAACGCUGGGGCCUCAGGCCUACCCAGUAAGAUUACCGCUGAUGGGUUGGAAAUCACAUUUGCAACCAACCACAUUGGGCCGUUCCUGCUCACCAGUUUGCUUUUAGACCAUUUGAAGAAAUCAGCCCCAGCGCGCAUCGUAAAUGUUUCUUCAAUAAAUCACUGGAAAGGUGAAGUGGACUUCGCUCAUUUCCGUGGGGACAAUCUAAACCAUGGGAUGGAUGCCACAUAUAACCACACUAAGCUGCACAAUGUCAUUUGGACCAAUGAGUUGGCACGCAGACUUCAGGGCACAGGAGUGACGGCAAACUCUCUGCAUCCUGGUGUAGUUAUGACGGAUGUAAUGAGAAACUAUAACGUCAUUAUCCGAUUCCUCUUCAACUUGAUCGGCUUUUUCUUCUUCAAAACUGCCGAAGAGGGGGCUUUCUGCCCAAUAUACUGUGCAGUGUCGGAGGAAACAGAUGGAAUAAGUGGAAAAUACUUCGACAGCGACUGUUCCAUUGUACUUCCAGCAGUUCUUGCCAGAGAUCCUGCUCUCGGAGUGAAGGAAUAUGAGUUCUGUGAGAGGCUGACUGCUAAACCAUAAAGGGACAGAAAUUCUGUCCUCAUUAAUUCAUCGUCAUGUUUCUCCAAACCAUAUGAAAAGAUGUUAGUUUAGCGGAAUGACCAUGCAGAUGUACCAUGCAAGCAGUCCAUGAAACCGUCUUUUGAAAACUUUAUGUGGGGAACUGACUGAACUGUAACUUUUGCCCAAUCAUUAAGGCUUGGCUGUUUCUGAUUGUUGUAAUGUUAACCUUUUUUUCUAAAGCAGAUAUUGAACAUAUUUUACAAAUCCUCUUGAAUAAAUAACAUAUAACGGCUAAUUCUGCCAUUAUGUCUCUUUUUUUUUUUUGGUCCACUCAACAACUUUGAUCUUUCAAACAUGAUGUUUUUGAUGUAACUUUCUGCAAUGUGGUAGUUAUUUUCUCAAACUUAAUGGAAAACAGAAUGUAGAAGCACUCUCAAAAUGCAAUGUGAAUUCCCACGUUUCCCAUCCCAACACAUCCAAACGAUUCAACAUGUUCUCUAUUUGCUAUAAAGAGUUUUGCAAUAACAGACAUCCUCUAUAAUAAAUGAAAGCUUGAAUCUG
Molecule: messenger RNA, 1643 nt
Organism: Pimephales promelas (fathead minnow)
Lineage: Eukaryota; Metazoa; Chordata; Actinopteri; Cypriniformes; Leuciscidae
Product: retinol dehydrogenase 12
Source: RefSeq, a predicted model, not a curated record